Sinocyclocheilus anshuiensis is the source of this 2302-nucleotide messenger RNA. Its product is annotated as nuclear-interacting partner of ALK-like. The transcript is spliced from 10 exons. The record is from RefSeq and is a predicted model, not a curated record. Gene Ontology annotation, cellular component: nucleus. Lineage: Eukaryota; Metazoa; Chordata; Actinopteri; Cypriniformes; Cyprinidae. Bases 62 to 1552 code for a protein of 496 amino acids. Gene Ontology annotation, molecular function: zinc ion binding.
UGUGUAAAACUGUUGACAAUUGAUGUCUUGCAGCGGGAGGGUUUAGAGACAGACACCGAAUAUGGCCGCGCUCGGCAGCCAUGCAAGUCGCCCAGAAAACGGCGAAAAACAAAACAAAAAUCCACUCGUGUCUCCCCUGAAAGUGCGAGAACUUCUCAACGAAGGGGUCGCUUCGGAAGACAACGUGUUAAAUUGUUCAGAGCAGGAUCCAAACACACUGUCUCCAAAUGGCCUUGGGAAAGCCCCUUGUGAGGCAGCAAACAAAGAAGCGUUUUUCAACAGAGUGGAAUCCUACUCAUGUCUCAAAUGGGCCGGAAAGCCCUGUGCGCUCUCGCCACUGAGAUGUGCACGGUACGGCUGGAUCAAUGUAGACUGUGACAUGCUGAAGUGUUCUAGUUGCCAGGCUUUCCUCUGUGCAUCAAUCCAAGCAACCUUGGACUUCCAGAAAUAUGAAGGACGGAUUUCGGAGUUGCUACAGCAGCUUCAAACGCAACAUGAGAAAUUCUGUUCCUGGCCAGAUUUUCCAUGUCCAGAUCGCUUCUGGAUGGUUCCUAUUAAUGAGCCUACGGUAUUACUCAGUACCUUUCUAGACCGUUUCAAAAGUGCUUGCCUUCUAGAACAACAGCUGCCUGCUAUGAAACCAGAGCAACUUAAAGCCAUGACCUUGACUGAAGAUGUAAUAAGUGUUCUCCUACAGCUGAUUGAAGAUGAACAAGUGAAGCAGUGUGGUUCUCCUUCUAAGGUCUCAUCAGAUCCACUCUCUGUACUGGUGGCAGCAUGUAUCGUAGCUCUUUGUGGUUGGGCAGCCAGCCCGUCACUCCAAGCUAUGAAUCUGCCCAUCCUCACUUGUUCGUACUGCAUGAGAAAGGUGGGAAUGUGGAACUUCUAUCAAAUGGAGACUGUUUCAGAGAGCGAAAAUCCUCCGCAGUCUCCAACAUCUACUACUGCCUUGACUCCAACUCUAGGCACAAGUGAGGAAAAGGGGAUGCCCACCUCACCAUCCCAGUCCCCCACUCCAUGUCGCAUGAAGCUGCGUAGUCAAGACCCCACACGCUCUGAGCAGAUGGAGAGUACACCAUCCCCACUGGUCCUCCGCGUCAGAAGUAGGGACUCGCCUAUUCCACAUGAGGAGUUUCCCAGCCCCCUGUCAAGGGCCAAGAGACCCAUGACUCGCAGCAGGGGCCAAGGAGAAAACCUGGCUGUGGAUGUGCCCUCUAGUCCACAGCGAAAGACAAAACGCCCACGUCUCUCCUCUGCCAGUGGCCCUGAAGGGCCGAUGCACAGAAAUGUUUUUGACCCAGUAGCCCAGCACAGAGACUGGUGUCCUUGGGUGAGUGUGGAAAGAGAGGAGGGCAAUCUAGAUGGCUCUGUCUUUGUUGGCUCUGAGGCUGAGCUCCCUCAGCCUGGCUGGAAAGCAGUGCUUACUCUGUUUCUAUCCAUGAAGAGAAGCCUCAGUCCAGUAGGGACCAGUCCAUCCCAGGGUCCUCAUGACAAAUCAAAAAGGGUGUUCUCGAUAUUCCGAGAGUGGCAGGUAUCUUCCCCAUGCCAGUAAGUUGUGUUUCAGAAGGUGGACUGGGAAACCCUGGUGAUUGUUAUCAUAGUGGUAUGCUGUCCUUUGUAACAAUGACAGUAGUUUUCAGAGUGCUUCUUGGUCAAGUGAAUCUUGUUUAAAGUAUUGGGUUUGGUUGGGAAAGGGACAGUAAAUCCACACGGAUCAAGCGGCCUGUGAUGAAAGACCUUGGCUUGGAGCAGGAAAGCCCGGCAGAGUUCUUCUCAGAAAUUGUAACUUUACCACACUGUUUUGAAUCUGGGCCUGUCCAGUCGCAUUAGAACAUCAACAGACUGGUGACCGAUGCUCUUUACUUCACAUGGGCAGCCAAAUAGUCCUCGCUGCCUCACUGGACAUGAGGCUUCAUAGGGUUUUAGCCUAAAUUUAGGGAAGCUUUAGUGAAGCUCUUAGAACUACACUGGAAGACAUGCUAGUUGAAUCAGUGCUUUUCACAUAAUAGUUUAGCUGAGGAGAACCAGUGUUUUCAGGUUUUUGUGUGUUUCUUCUGCAUUGUCUAAGUAGGUAUAUUAUAUUUACUUCCAUAAAUGUGAAUGAGUACAACAACAUUUUUAUCUCUCUCAUUUUUUAAAGAUGUGUAUCACCUUUAUCAUCUUUUACCCACAUGCCAGUGAAAUAGAUGCAUUAGAAAACAGUGCCAAUGUAAAUGAUUUUGCUUUUGAAUCACUUUCUCUGGGAGUGCUGCUUGUAGUGCAUCAUGCAUGUUAAUCGUGCAUGUCUGCCUGAAUUUAAUAA